AGCAAUUGAUUAUACACACGGAAAAUCAUAAAUCAGAUGACUAAUGGAAUUACAAAACCAAUGAUGCAGGAAAAUUCCUCUCAAGGUCCCAAAGUAACGAGACUUUUUGAAGAAGAAAGAAACCCGCGUGGGCUAUCACUGAUCAAUCGGUCGUAAAGUCAAUCCCGUGUGGAGCCAGAUGUAGACUCUCUAGCCAAUCAAAGGACAUUAACAAUUUAGCAUCCAAAGCAGAAUAUGCUGCCUGAGUCAAGCCCACACCGUGUGAAGCCAAAGCUGGAAAGACUUUUACGCGUAAAGUAACUAAGCAAUUCCCUUUUGGCAAUUCACUUCCCCUGAGCUAUCCAUCCUGUAUUCCAAUAGCAUUUUGUUGCCAGAGUGAGUGAGUGAGAAAGAGAGACAGAGAGAGAGAGAGAGAGAAGAGAGGGAAUGGCGGACAUACUUCUAUCUGCCCUGGUGAGCUCUAUGGUGGGUAACUUGAAUACUUCAGCACUUCAAGAAUUCGGAGUUGCUUUGGACCUAAGAGCUGAGCUUGACAACCUUGAGAGCACACUUUCCACCAUCCAAGCUGUUCUGCAAGAUGCAGAGGAGAAGCAGUGGAAGAGUGAGGCUAUCAGGAAUUGGCUGAGAAAGCUCAAAGAAGGAGCUUAUGAUGCAGAUGAUAUUCUGGACGAGUUUGCAACUGAAGCUCUAAUACAAAAGACGGAGAAAGAGAAAGGUGUGAAAAGCCAAGUAAGUAGCUUCUUUUCUCUUCAAAACCGACUUAUAUUUCGCAUGAAGAUGGCACAUAAACUGAAGAAUGUGAGGGAUAGACUAGAAGCCAUUUCUAUGGAGAGAUCUAAGUUUCACUUGAGAGAGUUAGAUAUAAACAUGGAAGUCUUUGAUAUAGAAAGAAGACAAACUGGCUCACUUGUGAAUGAAAGUGAGAUUUAUGGAAGAGGUGAAGAGAAAGAAAAAAUCAUUCAAGUAUUGCUCACUCAUGUGUCUGAUCAAGAUAAUCUUGCCAUUUAUGCCGUAUGGGGCAUGGGGGGCUUAGGAAAAACAACACUUGCACAAUUGAUCUACAAUGAUGCAAGGGUACAGAGGCAUUAUGAUAUGAGAAUUUGGGUGUGUGUAUCAGAUGAUUUCCAUAUAAGAAAAUUGGUGAGAGCAAUCAUUGAAUCCAUUGAUGGUAGUGCAUGUAAUCUUUCAGAGUUGGACCCUUUACAGCAAUGCUUGCAGGAAAAAUUGCGUGGGAGGAAAUUUUUGCUUGUUUUGGACGAUGUUUGGAACGAAUACCAUGACAAAUGGAAUGGCUUAAAAGAGGUGUUGAGGUGUGGGUCAAACGGAAGUAAGGUUAUAGUGACAACCCGGAUUGAGAAUGUAGCGCUUAUGAUGGCCACACUACCUAUACACCACAUGGGAUGUUUGUCAGAGAAUGAUUCUUGGUCCUUGUUUACAAGAUGUGCAUUUGGGAUGGGAAGGCUAAAGGAGAGAUCAAAAUUGGAAUCAAUCGGCAAGGAAAUAGUGAAGAAGUGUGGAGGGGUACCUCUAGCAAUAAAGACUCUUGGAAGCCUCAUGAGCUUAAAAAGUAGGGAAAGUGAGUGGCUAUCUGUGAAAGAAAGUCAAAUUUGGGAAUUACCAGAAGGUGAAAAUUCCAUCUUGCCUGCGCUAAGGUUGAGUUACCACCAUUUACCCCCACAUCUAAAGCAAUGUUUUGCUUUCUGCUGUAUAUUCCCCAAAGAUCACAAGCUUAAUAGGGAUAGGUUGAUACAAUUAUGGAUGGCUAAUGGUUUUAUUCCCUUUAAAGAAUCACUGGAGCUGCAUGACGUUGGCAUUAUUAUCUUCAAUGAAUUAGUGUGGAGAUCUUUCUUUCAAGAUGUUGUGGAGGAUUCUCCUAGUAACAUAACAUGUCAAAUGCAUGAUCUUAUGCAUGACCUUGCUCAGUCUAUUAUGAGGCUUGAAUGCGUUGUGGUGGAAUCUGGUAAAGGGGUGAAAGUUCCAAAAAUGAUUCGUCACAUGUCUUAUACUCAAGGCACUUCUUGGAAUGAUCAUGUAUGCAAAGUCCAAUCUCUACGUUCAUGCAUUGUGUCACCAAAUUAUUAUGGUAAGUAUAAAGCUUCUCCAUCCAUUUUUUGAAACAAAAGUAUCUUCGGGUGUGCGACUCUCCUCAUCAACCAUCAGAAAAGGCACUAAGAUCAAUCACUAGUUUAAAACACUUGAGGUAUCUCGACAUGUCUUCUUCCCAAUUCAAAGUUUUACCCGAAUCAAUAACUCGCCUCUUGAACCUGCAAACGCUGAAACUAGAUUAUUGUUAUUCUCUUCAUAAGUUGCCCAAUGGUAUGAGGGACAUGAAAAACCUUAUCCAUCUUGGGCUUAGAUAUUGUAAUUCUCUUUCUUGUAUGCCUGAAGGGAUGGGACAACUAACGUGCCUCCAAUCAUUAAGCAUCUUCAUCGUUGGCAAGGAAAAUGGUUACCAAUUAAGUGAGCUGAAAGGACUACACCUUCGAAAUGAUUUGUCAAUAAAGGAACUUGAUAAUGUAAGAAAUUUUGAGGAGGCGAAAGAUGCAAAUUUGAUUGGGAAACAAAAUCUUCAUACGCUAAGUCUGGUU
This is a messenger RNA of Quercus lobata, 2588 nucleotides long. RefSeq names its product putative disease resistance protein RGA3. NCBI's taxonomy places the organism in Eukaryota, Viridiplantae, Streptophyta, Magnoliopsida, Fagales, Fagaceae. The transcript has a single exon. The record is from RefSeq and is a predicted model, not a curated record. The coding region runs from base 427 to 2115 and encodes 562 amino acids. Gene Ontology annotation, molecular function: ADP binding.